Molecule: messenger RNA, 2146 nt
Organism: Cydia strobilella
Lineage: Eukaryota; Metazoa; Arthropoda; Insecta; Lepidoptera; Tortricidae
Gene: Arl5
Product: ADP-ribosylation factor-like protein 5B
Exons: 5
Coding region: 266-805 (179 amino acids)
Biological process (GO): protein localization to Golgi membrane; vesicle-mediated transport; intracellular protein transport
Cellular component (GO): cytoplasm; trans-Golgi network
Molecular function (GO): GTPase activity; GTP binding
Source: RefSeq, a predicted model, not a curated record
UCCCCAAAAUGUCGAAUUCGGAGCUGUUUGACGUGUAAUGUAAAUUGUAACAUAUUUUUUCUACUAAAGUAUGAUUUAAGUAGUCUAAAUAGUUUUACUCCAAAUAACUGUGACAAGUGUAAGACAACUCUCUACUUAACGUAACAUAAGGACAAGGCAAAAGUGGUCCGAUGAGGUUCAGAUGUGGAACAAGUAGUUUACCUUCUCUGUAGCAUUUUUGUCGUCUGUAUACAACCCACCCUCGUUUCGCUCCAUCCAGGCUGCGAUGGGAUUACUAAUUUCAAAAAUAUGGAGUCUCUUCGGGAACGAAGAGCACAAGUUGGUGUUAGUGGGGUUGGACAAUGCAGGCAAGACUACCAUCCUGUACCAGCUGCUGCUGGGUGAGGCGGUUCACACGCGGCCCACAAUCGGCUCUAAUGUAGAAGAGGUUGUUUGGAAAAACCUGCGGUUUGUCAUGUGGGACCUGGGUGGGCAACAGAGCUUGCGCUCUGCUUGGAACACAUACUACACUAAUAGCGAGUUCGUGAUAAUGGUGAUCGACUCGACGGACCGGCAGCGGCUGGGCAUCAGCCGCGAGGAGCUGCACCGCAUGCUGGCGCACGAGGAGCUCGGCCGCGCGUGUCUACUCGUCUACGCCAACAAACAGGACGUGAAAGGUUCAAUGAGCGCAGCUGAAAUAUCUGAGCAACUGGAUCUGACGUCUAUCAAGCAACAUCCGUGGCACAUACAGGCGUGCUGCGCACUCACCGGAGAGGGGUUACAUUUAGGGCUCGAGUGGAUCGCGAGUCGGAUAAAAAAGAAAUGAUAGGCCACUGGUGAAGAUGAUGCGUUAUAUAGGUACUUAUAUUGUUAACUUUUUAAUUAAGUACUAUCUAUUAGGACCGGAUGACAAGAUUCCUUACGUAACGCAAGGAAAUGGUAUCUAAAUAAGAGGAUAUAACAAAGAAAGCCAGACCCAUGCAUAUAAUUCCCAAUAUUUGUAAACAAAGUGGAAAAUAACUUUUAAAGUUUGUGAGCGUCAGGAUGGCGGGUGGACCUCGGCGAUUUCAACGAAAUAUUUAUAAACAUAUUGUACCUUCAGUGUACCUCCUGUACCUUUAAUAAAACCACUGUACCUCUCCCUAAAACGAGAUAUUUAACAUAAAAGGUCCACCCGCCAUUCUGACGUUAGGAUGACGGGUGGACCUAUGAAAUCUUGCAUUAUAUCGCACUCUGUGUAAACUUUCAUUACAAAUCAGUAUAUCUAUCCCUAAAACGAGCUAGGCUCAAAACAAGGUCCACCCGCCAACCUGACGUCAGGUUGGCGGGUGGACCAAUGAAAUCUUGCAUUAUUUCACGCGAAAUACAUGUAUUUGUAGUGUACCUAGCUCCGUAAACUUUUAUUAGAAAUCUGUAUAUAUAUAUAUAUAUAUCCCUAAAACGAGCUAGGCUCAAAACAAGGUUCGCCCGCCAUCCUGACGUCAGGUUGGCGGUGGACCUAUGAAAUCUUGCAUUAAUUCACGCGAAAUGUGUGUAUUUGUACCUCCGUACUUUUAUUAGAAAUCGGCAUAUCUAUCCCUAAAACGAGCGAGGCUCAAAACAAGGGCCGACGAAUUCUGACUCCCGCCUCGUUGCGAAUAUUGCAUAUUGCACCCAAACUAUGCAUCCACCCGCCAUCCUGACGCUCACCAAAGUUUUCCGUGACAUUAUAACUUGCAAAUAUAAUAUGUUAAGUUUGUAUUGAAAAACUACCUGUUAUUUUCGUCAGCAUCACUGGAUUCGGCGUAGGAUGUCUGUCAAAACAUACUUUUAAUUAUAAAUUUUGUUCAAGUUUAAUCUUUCGUCGAAGUGGUAUAAUGCAUCUGUUCCAGCUCUGAGGCUUGAUCGAGUUUAACACCGAAGUUCUGUGUAGAGCAAAUAAAUAUUAUAGGACAUUAUUACUCAAUUUGACGAAGUCCCGCAGUAUGCUCAAUAAGGCUUCUGUUAUGGGUACUUAGACAACAAUAUUAUAUGAUAUAUAAAUACUUAAAUACAUAGAAAACGCCCAUGACUCAGGAACAGAUAUCCGUGUUCAUCACACGAAUAAAUGCCCUUACAAGGAUUCGAACCCGGGACCAUCGGCUUCAUAUGCAGGGUCACUACCUACUAGGCCAGACAGGUCGUCAAA